GAGAAACAGGAUGCAAACUUACAGUUGUUCAAGGUAAACUUUCGCUGUUAUUACGUAGAAUGUUUAUAACUAGAUAUCUACAAAUCUGACACGAAUCGUUCUACUCGCAAUAUUGCUUGAAAUAAGCUCUCUUACAAGAUCGUAUAAUCUCCCGAUCAAAACAGAUUGUAAGAGAUAAAGCUUAUCACUCACAAAUAGAUCGAAGUGUUUUGUUUACUCGGAGUAUUUGUGCUAAUAAUGUCUCUGCAUCUGGCAGACGUAAACGCCGAAUACGAGAAAAACAAACGUUUAAAAAAGGAAGAAGUCCAAAAAUUUUACGACUGGGUGAAUGAACAACCUCAUUUACCCAAAAUCAAUGAACUUCAAGCCAUACUUUUCCUCCAUGCUUGCAAUUACAACGAGGAUGCGGCGAAAAAAACAAUCGACACCUUUUUCACUGUAAAAACUAUGGAUCCUGGUCUUUUUAAAAUGAGAAACCCACGGAACUCUCCAAUUAACAAUUCCCUUGAUGUUAUGCUGUUUACUCCGUUACCCCAGAAAACCCCUGAAGGUUAUACCAUCGUACUUGUUAAGCUGCAAGACGUCAGUCCCAGUAAUUACAACACAGAAGUACAAUUAAAAAUUUUUGACAUGAUGUGUAUGUUACAUCUACAGCAGUACGGUACUUCUGAUGGUUACGUAGCUAUUUUUGAUAUGAAAGGAACAAGUUUUGGACACUUGUUCCGCACAUCACCACUUGCCUUAAAAAGAUUUCUAUACUACGUACAAGAAGGUAUACCAGCACGUUUGAAAAGAUUACAUUAUAUGAAUCUUGUGUCUUUUAUGGAUAAGAUUAUGGCUUUAAUGAAACCCUUCAUGAAAAAAGAACUCUACGAUAUAAUUUAUUUACACAAUACCAUUGACGAUUUAACAAAAUAUGUUCCUCUUGAAUGUUUGCCGAAAGAUUAUGGAGGCUCCGCAGAAACUGUAUCAGAGCUACAUGAAAAAAUGAAGAAAACGCUGUUUGAAAAUGUCGACUUUUUUAAUUGGGAGGAUGAACAAAGUGUGGACGAAAGUCAAAGGCCAAAAGUCAAAAGGAACUGGUUUAAUUGGCGAUGACGUAUAUCAGUAGCGAAAUAUAAAGCAUAAGGCAUAAGUACGCUGUCAAUACAUGCACAAUGUAACACUCAAUUUACAAAAAGUUCGAGAAAAUCUUCAUCAUAGUCUUAAAACACAACUAAAAUCUGAAAGUACACUCUAUUCAUUUAAAUAAAUAUUUAAUAAGUUUCUGUAAAAAUUCUCUAAGAGUAAUUUAAAUUUCGUUUCCAUUUUUGCUUCCCGAUCGCAAGCAAAGGUCCAUCGACGAAUGGCUACUUUCAUGUUUUCUCGACGUUGCAUUACCUCUAGAGUACGAAUAAAAUAGGUUUCCCGUUCAUCUGUCUGUCUAUCUGUGUCGAUUUUUAUUAGACAGAUAAUCUCCGAAACAAUACUGGACCGUUAUCAAAUAUUAUAGUGACUUAAUAAUAUAUUUAAAUGGUAAGACGCUAACCUAAAUUUGUCUAAUCAUCUCCACCAACAAUUAAAUGACGUAAAAAAUCAAUUUUGGUCAUAGUAACUUCUAUUUACAUUUUAUAAAAUAACGUACUCCUGUAUUUGUGGUUUAUGAAUUCGCCUUGAUAUUUAUCACAAUUACUUUAAAAAUAUUUUUGUGAAAUUUUUCGCCUGUGUGUCACGUAGCUAUUUGGGUUACGCACACAACGAAUUUCCACUGGACAUAGGGAUUUUCCCUCACCUUAGCGAAUUAGUUCUGAAUUCGAGGAAAUUAAUUUUUGCUCCUGCUUUUUUUAUAAACAGAUUUUGUAGGUUUAGGGAAUUAUAUGAAUUCAGACAAUGGUAGUAUGGAAUCCGAUGUUGAAGAAGCAGACACAUGAUAAAGAUUGUGCGAAUAUUUCGAAUACGUUCAGGAAAGACGAAUUAAAUCUGGUAUUACUCAAUUAAGUGCAGGAUGAACAGGAUGCUCGUGCGAUAGCAAUACCCAACACAAAGACCAAACCAUAAAACAAUUUUUAAUUUCCUAUGGAAAACUAAUCGUCCAAUCUCAGAAGCAAUACGAAUAAAAAUAUAGUGACAUUCGUCGAACUGCUAAUAUUUCACAAUAUACAAGGCACUGUUCUCGAAAGUCAUCGGCCUUCAACAGAGUCAAAGAUACGGUGCAUGGAAGUCGAAUACUGCAAUGCUAGACAACUCGAUGGAAUGUGCUGUACUGAUGAGAUCCAACAAGAUCGAAACUGCAGUCUACAGCUUUCCAACGGGUUGUCUAGCUUUCGGUGUAAUUAAACACUUUGCAAUGGACUUUAUUUUAAAUUCCAGGCCUACAAAUAAAAUAAGUGACUUUUUAAUAUCCUUCAGUUCUAACAAAAUACAUACUUUUAAUUAAACCAUUUAUCUUA
This is a messenger RNA of Zophobas morio, 2429 nucleotides long. RefSeq names its product retinol-binding protein pinta-like. The coding region runs from base 238 to 1098 and encodes 286 amino acids. Lineage: Eukaryota; Metazoa; Arthropoda; Insecta; Coleoptera; Tenebrionidae. Gene Ontology annotation, cellular component: membrane. The record is from RefSeq and is a predicted model, not a curated record. Gene Ontology annotation, molecular function: phosphatidylinositol bisphosphate binding. The transcript is spliced from 8 exons.